UUAUGCAUGUUGACCACUUUAUUUGUAUGUUUUGUUUACCACGUGGUAUUGUUUUCCACUACUGUGUAUUUUUAGUUUAGGCAUGCGCACUGGCAAGUUAUGCAUAUUAGCUAGUCUGCGCAUGCGUAGUCAUUGUUCAUUUUGUAAACAUCCAUGAUUGUCUACGGUUUGUGAAAGAAGAUGUGUACAUGAAUUACGACCCCGUCCGUCCAAUUUUACGAUAUUCUGCGACUUCAACAAUUCACUAACGGGACCUGGUGUGUGUUCUCAUAGGUAACGUUAUCUAUAUCCCGUUUUUUAGCGAUUUAUCAAGGCUUCAUGGUACUGCAGAAGUGAUUUUCGCGCGGUUCAAAAUGGGGCCAGUGACACUCCAGUCAUAACAUUGUUGCCCAUCGAUGCCAAAGUUAUUGUGUGCGAUGUACCAGAGACGUGGAUGUAAUUUAUUAUACAGCAGUUUGAACUUGUGUAUAUUUGUGUGUAAUGUGUGAAAAUAUCUGUGUCAAAUUUUUCUAUUGUUUAUUUCAUAAUGUCAACAUUGAGACUGGGCGAUUCGCAUGUGAAAAGACUCAAAACAUUCUUAGGUUCAUGUCGUUCCGCUAAUUUUGUGUUUAAUAUAUAUGAACUCAAAGAGGUGAACUAUUCCGGUAUAAGUGGAGGACUUGUGAACAAUGGUCACCAUCUAUCCCUUAUUACAUCUGCAGUACGACGGUGUAGACCUCAGCACCUAAUUGUUUUCAUUGGAGGCAAUGAUUUGGACUCGGGUGAACUAGAUUUUAGUUUGGAAUGUAUUGUUUCUAAAUUGACUGCCAAUGUGACUCAACUUAAAAGGUGUUUCCAUUUAAAGUCUGUUACCGUGCUUAGUUUUCUCCCUAGAGAAGUGACUUAUUUAUAAUCAACGAGUCAAAAAAGCCACUAGACUUCUUAAGCAAUUUUGUGCUUGUCACACAGUAACAUUUUGGAAGCUGAGAGGAUUCGCGGAAAGUCAGAAACCAAUCUUAUGCGAUGGGGUUCAUCUUAAUGACUUGGGGUUCCAUAAACUGUUUAGACAGAUUAGAGGUGUCCUAUUAAUUCAGCUAAGACAGGAACCCAAGCAUAGUCCUUCUGUAAACAGCAAUGACGACAGGGGCUUCUAGCUUUCAAAGCAUCCAGAUCAAUCUGAAGAUAAGACUUUGCAUCACUUGUUAUAAUUUGUUUGGAUACAGAUUUUGAUGGCAUCCACACCAAAACGCAGGAGGCGGAACAAGACAGCCUCGCAUCCUCCCACAGAAACCCAACCUCAAAGCGGUCUUAUGUCUCAUGAGGACAGGGACACAAUGAUAAGGACGUGCAUGGCCUCUAUCAUCCCAACCAUUGAAAAUACUUGUCGACGCUAUAUGGAUGAAUAUCCCCAUGGUGAGAGCAAUCCUUCAUUGUCAAUCCCCAUGCAGACUGCAACUUCACAACAGCAAUCAGCCGACACUCAACAAGCCUCUUCGCAAGCAGUAACACCUCACCAUUCCCUACUGCAAGAGAUAACUUCUCAAGGUAUGCAGUUGCUUAAUCAGAAUACUGAAGGGGAUUCACGCUCGGCAACUGGUUUAACAUUGGGUGUAGCUUCCAAAAUUAGGGCAAAAAUCCACGCCAAUGAGUUCAUCGAAUUUGCUGUCCUGUUGCCAAAUGAUUUUGAUCAUGAUGAGACAGACAAGUAUAAAUCAGUUGAUAAAAAUGGUGAGCUCAUUUUUGUUAAGGCAAACGACAAGAGCCCUAUUAAAUAUAUAAUUAAAUGGGUAGAGGCGUUCCACAUAUUUGUCGCAAUCUAUGCAGAAAAGUUUUCCCACGAAAUUGGAAACUUAAUAUGACGUACGCACACACUGUGCAAAGAAUUACUGACUCGUGUGGGGACUCUGCUGCUUUAAUGUAUGAUGAAAAGUUUAGGCGAUGGCGCGAAAAAGAACCUUCAUUAUGUGCUUGGGAGAAGAAAAAUAUUGAGCUAUACCAAGAAGCUUAAGUUUCUGGACUAGAUUUUAAAAUCAACUACAAGAAACAGCCCUUUCGUGCCCAAUCCAAGUCACAUAACUACUGCUAGUCCCUCAACAAUGUUGGCUCGUGCAGAAAAACCAACUGCCCCCAUCAACAUGUUUGCCAGUACUGUGCGGGAAAGCAUCCGCGAAGACAGUGUCCCAAUAGACCGAAACAAACCUUUGCGAAACAAAAUGCUAGAAAACCUGCCAGCACCUCUAACCAACAAGGCUCCACUAAGUGAUAGGGAUAUAAAUAUCAUCACACCAAUUCAAGUCGACAAAUUGGCCAGCUAUCUUGACGGCUAUGAUCCAUCUUUGGCCCAAUUUUUAAUUAGUGGGUUUACCUUUGGUUUUAUAAUCCCAUAUCAGGGGCGACGUGCUUUUAGAAUUUCUAGAAAUCUCUCUUCUUUGAACAAUAAUGAUGGAAUCCUUCAAAGUAAAAUCAGCAAUGAGUUAAGAGCACACCAUAUAGCCGGGCCUUACCAAAAUCCACCAUUUCCUAAUAUACAAGUUUCACCUCUUGGAUUGGUACCCAAAAAAGCUGUCGGUGAAUUUCGUUUGAUACAUCAUUUAUCUUAUCCUGAGGGUAUGUCUAUAAAUCACAACAUACCUAAAGAUUUGUGUACAGUACAAUAUCAAUCAGUGGAAACGGCUAUUAAUAUAAUUAGACAAUUGGGAAGGGGUGCGUUGUUAGCAAAGACAGAUCUUGAGAAUGCUUAUAAACAGAUCCCUAUUCAUCCAGAUGAUUUCGAACUACUUGAAUUCAUGGUAGACAAUAUGUAUUACUACGACAAAACAUUGCCUUUUGGACUCAGCUAUUCAUGUAAUCUUUUUGAAAAAUUCAGCUCGGCUCUUCAAUGGAACCUUGAAACAAAAUUCUCUGCUAUACAUUGCGUGCACAUCCUAGACGAUUUUCUUUUCCUAAGUGAACCCCACUCGUCAAUAUGUUACAGUGCUCUGCUUGCCUUUUAUCAACUAUCUAAUGACAUUGGCUUACCCGUAAAAUCAGGAAAAAAAACUGUUUACCCCACCACAACUCUCACAUUUUUGGGCCUGGAAUUAGAUACCUUGAACUUCGAAAUUCGAUUACCUCAAGAUAAAUUAACUCAAUUGGAAUUGGAAAUUCAAAAAUUCAAAGCAAAGCGUUCUGCAACUUUGAUGGAACUGCAAUCUUUAAUUGGUAUGCUCAAUUUUGCCUGUAGUGUAGUUCCUCCUGGUCGUACUUUUUUAAGACGUCUUAUAGAUCUAACAAUUGGCCUCAAAAAACCAUAUCACCACCAUCGACCGAAUCUACCUGCAUGCCUGGGGGUGUUUUUGAACCAAUUCAAUGGCAAAGGUUUUUUUUCCUUCUGGCAUAACCAAUUCUUCAUCUUCAGUGCAUUUUUUUUUACUGAUGCUAGUAAUGCCGGAUUUGGAUGCACCUUUCGCACAAAAUGGUUUUACUCCGAGUUUGCUCCUGAAUGGUUAAAGUACCACAUUUCAGUUAGAAAAUUUUUUCCUUUUGUCAUUGCAUUAGAAUUAUGGGUACCUCUUCUGAAAAACUGUAUCGUUGUAUUACAUUCUGACAAUAUAGCAGUUGUGCAUGUGAUAAACAAAACUACAUCAAAGGACCCUAACCCAAUGCAAUUGAUGAGGCGUUUAAUGAUUCUUUCAUUGCAACACAACAUUCAUUUCCAUGCCAAACAUAUUCCAGGAAUUUCUAAUACAGCCGCUGUUUUACUAUCUCGCUUGCAGGUGAAAAAAUUCAAAGCCAGCUUUCCACAUAUGGACAACGAGCCAACUCCAGUUCCUCCAGCAUUUGUGCGGAUUUGACUGAAACAGCCAUUUUUUUAGUCCGCAACUCUCUGUCUGAAUCAACAUUUUCAGCUUACAAAUCAGCUUAUUUAACCUACAACUGUUUUAUUGAACAAUCCUUUCAACAUAACGCAUCUCCUCUACCACCCUGUCACUUAGUUUUAUUUUCCAACUUGGUAACUACACGGAUAUUACACAACAUUUCACCAUUCGUAAAAUGUUUCAGGGAUUCCGGAAAUCGAAACCAUCAUCUGACUCACGGCUACCUAUAACCCCAACAAUUUUGAAGAAAAUAAUUCAUGCUUUGGAGUUUAGUACCACAUCAGCUUUUACUAAAUCCCUCCUCCGGGCCAUGUUUACCUUAGCAUUUUGUGCUUUUUUACGAGUAGGAGAGCUUACCAAAACAAAUGCUCCAACCCAGCAUUUCCUUCUUUUUGGAUAUAUCACGUUAGGAUCCAAUAGUCCAUGCAAUAGGUAUAUACUAGUAGAUAUAAAUAUACCUCACUUUAAGCAUUCUAAAGCAAACACAACUACUCUACGCCUGCAGCAAAAUACGACGGAUCCUUUAGUUUGCCCAUGCCAAGCACUUCUACAUUACCUAAAUCUUAGGAAACAUUCCUCACCAUCAGAGCCGUUAUUUUCCUUCAUGGAUGGUUCGCCCAUUUCGCGUCAAUACUUCACACAGCAACUGCGUUCGGCUUAAGCUUUUUGUAAUUUGGACUUGCAUCUUUACAAAGCUCAUAGCUUCCGCAUUGAGGCUGCUACUACAGCUGCCUCUCAGGGGUUUUCGGAAUUACAAAUUCAGAGCAUGGGUAGAUUGAACUCUGGUGCUUAUGAAAAGUACAUUAGAAUCCCAACACUUAAGUUUUGAUUGACAUUCGUUUGAGUUUUGACAUUUUUUAAUGGACAGUGAAGACAGGGGCUUCACGAUCCUUUUUUUCUAGCAACCAUUAGACAGGGGCUACUGGUUGUGUUUUGAAUAUCUGGGCCAUUAUCUUACUUUGAGUCAGGGGCUCAAACAGUCAAUUUGCUUGUACAUGUUUUGUCUUUUGUAAUAAUAGUCUUUAUGUUGUAACCUUUUUUAGUUUUUAGUUAAUAUCAACCAUUAGACAGGAGCUACGGGUUGUCUUUUUGACUUAUCUUACUUUUAGUCCGGGAAAAAAACACUCAACUUUGCUUGUACAUGUAUGGUUUUUCUAAAAAUAGUCGUUAUGUUGAAGGGUGUUCCAUUUUCCACAAAUUAGUUUUUUGUUAUAACUUGGUACAAUUUUUCUUAAUCAUGCACUGACAUUUCUGUUCAAUUUCAAUGUGGUUUUUGGAUAUGGGGCGUUAACAAGAUUGUCUAUAUUUAUAUAUAUACAGGUAUAUAAACCUAUCGAUGAGUGAUAUAACCUAUCUUGUUAAGGUGGCAGAUGAACACCCCAUAUCUUUACUUAUAUACCAGAUACUUUAUUAUCUAUUUCUGCCUAAGCUCGAAAACUUUUACUAGUCUCAAUCUCAGGAUACUUUGUGAUAUAUUCAAGGUUUUAUGUAUGAAUAUUGUUCUUCGAGUUUUAUGUCAUUUAUUGGAGGAAAUGCCUAUUUUCUACUUGUCACAUCACAUCACUUAUUCUUCAUUUCGUAUUAUAUUAUACUGUGACUUUGACUAUGGCAUUAUGUUUCAUGCAACUUUUAUGCUAUGCAUUCUUCAAUAAAUGACCUGUUUUAUUCUUUACGAAAGAGUUGAGUUUUGCUACGUAAUAGUAUAGAUGUGAUAAGACAGGCAUAAAACACAUUUAUGUCCAUACAUAGUUCAUGCAUUUUGACCACUUUAUUUGUAUGUUUUGUUUACCACGUGGUAUUGUUUUCCACUACUGUGUAUUUUUAGUUUAGGCAUGCGCAGUGGCAAGUUAUGCAUAUAAGCUAGUCUGCGCAUGCGUAGUCAUUGUUCAUUUUGUAAACAUCCAUGAUUGUCCACGGUUUGCCACCACCUUCCUCUCCACCUUUUUAUUGUACAUCAUUUGUAAGGCAGAUGAACACCCCAUAUCUUUACUUAUAUACCCGGUACUUUAUUAUCUAUUCCUGCCAAAGGUCUAAAACUUUUACUAGUCUCAAUCUCAGGAUAUUGUGUGAUAUUUUCAAGGUUUAAUGUGUAAAUAUUGUUCUUCGAGUUUGAUGUCAUUUAUGUUCAGGAUACUUUGUGAUAUUUUCAAGGUUUUAUGUAUGAAUAUUGUUCUUCGAGUUUUAUGUCAUUUAUUUGAGGAAAUGCCUAUUUUCUACUUGUCACAUCACAUCACUUAUUCUUCAUUUCGUAUUAUAUUAUAUUGUGACUUUGACUAUGGCAUUAUGUUUCAUGCAAUUUUUAUGCUAUGUAUUCUUCAAUAAAUGUUUUAUUCUUUACGAAAGAGUUGAGUUUUGCUACGUAAUAGUAUAGAUGUGAGAAGGCAGGCAUGAAUAAGCUUUACAAUCCAUAAAGCUUUUGAAUGGUUUUUUGUUCAAUUACAUUGUAGGUUUAUAUCUCACUCAAUACGUUUUUCUUAACUCUCCCUAAAUUUAUCUAUUAAAGGAAAAAUAUAUACUGUUACAAAAAUUUAGAUUCUCUUUAUUUUAUUUUUAACGUCAAUGUACAUUUUGAAAUACGUCAGAACUGUAGUUUUUUUAGACUAGUUAUGUUCAUCAAUUAGUUAUGCCUUUUAAAACUUUUCUAUCAAGCAUAAUUAUUUAAGUAAUUAAAAUCAGCAUUGUUGUUUUUGAAUAAGAGAUAAAUAUCACCUUGUCUAUUGUUGUGUUAUAUACAAUAUUAUUUGCAUUCUGUUUUAUUUCCUUCUGCAGCAUUCAAAAACAAUAUAGUUUUAUUGAAAGUAUCAAUUAUUGUUCAAUUUUCUAUUUUUCCUCAAUCGUCCAGGACCUAUGAACUGUACAAUGAAAAUAUAUAAUAUGCUAUGAGACAUUGCUUUCAUGCCAACGGAGUGGCCUCAAAGAU
Molecule: messenger RNA, 6756 nt
Organism: Magallana angulata
Lineage: Eukaryota; Metazoa; Mollusca; Bivalvia; Ostreida; Ostreidae
Exons: 3
Coding region: 2076-3812 (578 amino acids)
Source: RefSeq, a predicted model, not a curated record